Molecule: messenger RNA, 1068 nt
Organism: Alternaria ethzedia
Lineage: Eukaryota; Fungi; Ascomycota; Dothideomycetes; Pleosporales; Pleosporaceae
Exons: 2
Coding region: 1-1068 (355 amino acids)
Biological process (GO): carbohydrate metabolic process
Molecular function (GO): hydrolase activity, hydrolyzing O-glycosyl compounds
Source: RefSeq, a predicted model, not a curated record
AUGUUUGUCAUGUUUUACAGCUCAGCCCUUUUCUUGGUUUUCGCUGCAUCUUCUCUCUUCGCUCAGGCCGCUGCAGAAUGUACUCGGUUCUCCACCAAUGGCUCGACGGCAUCAACGUACGACUUCCAUCGCUUCUACGACUUUAGGCAGCUUCAUGAUGACAUCGACGGCGAUGCGGCUUCUGCUUCGUCGUACGGAGAGGGUCACACGGACAUGGAAGCAGCCAGCGGCCAGUCCAAGAUCAUCCAGGCUGCUCCUUGGGUUUCGGGCUGGAAUGCGAGAGAUUGGUAUAGACCGUCGCCAAGGGACGAUACGGUGGAUAUGUACUAUAAACCGUCUCGUAUAUCAAUCAGCAAGAAUACCGACGCGUCGCAGGAUUCUACGUAUCUGACCUUGCACACGACAAGACUCUCCGAUGGAAGCCAGGUGGCUGCUGAACUAGACUUUGCGGAAUACAAUGUCACCUACGCCUCUAUCCGCAUGUCCGCACGCAUCAAUGGAGCCAGCGGCGCAGUCGCGGCUUUCUUCACAUACCAUGAUGACACGUCCGAGUCGGAUAUAGAGAUACCAACCGGGUUAAAGGCUGACGAAGUGCACUACUCUAACCAGCCCACAACCGACCCCGACACUGAUGCACCCAUUGAUGGUGCAACCUUCAAUGUGUCAAUGGAAGACUACCAACCUACCUCGGACUGGAACAACUAUAGGCUGGACUGGGUACCCGGGAAGAGCGCGUGGUACAUGAACGGUGCGCAAUCAGCUGACACGGAAGUUAACGUACCGGAUGCAGAGAGCAUGAUUAUCCUCAGUCUAUGGAGUAACGGAGGCAUAUUUUCGGGGCGUAUGGAUACCGGGCAAGAGGCCUGGUUCGAUAUCCAAUGGGUUGAGCUGCUCUUCAAUACGAGUGCUAGCGCCAGUACUAAUCCUGAAGGAGAUGUAUGCUCGGUAGAGUCGUCGCCAGGCUCGCCGGUACCCAAUGCCUCGCGCGGCCUUCAAGAUCUGGUUGCUGGGCGUAUUUGGUGGGCUAUUAGGAUGGCGUCAGCUGUUAGCUUCCUGGUGUUCGUAUAG